Symbiodinium sp. CCMP2592 is the source of this 402-nucleotide messenger RNA. The record is from the annotation of a GenBank genome assembly. Lineage: Eukaryota; Dinophyceae; Suessiales; Symbiodiniaceae.
AUGUCGGACGACGGUGCUGCCGGCUGCAUGGGCAUCUUCCAAAAUAGAGCUUCGCAAGCUGCUUCACAAAGGACACGGGGGCAUCAGCAUCCUGCACACUCACCAGCCAUCCUACGCAAGCUGAGCGCGCUGCUGUCUUCAGGUGACGCACCGGCGGGGCCCUCCCUUGAGGCCAACGAGCACAGAUGCUUGUGGCGAGUGGAACCACCGGUUCGAAGAGCAGUGUCCAGCGUGGUUUUGUUCCUGGGGCUGGGACAGUGGGUGUUGUGCAAUGUUGUGCAGCUACGGGAGCUUGCGGUGACAGCAGCGAAGAGCAAGAAGAAGAAAGGCAAGAAGGCUGAGGACACCACAGCUCCCGGCUACGACCUGUACAACGAGGCUCCUGGUGACGCGUCCAGCUGA